GGAGACCCUGAGGCAAUGUGGGGUACGAGUAUCCCUCGUGGUCAGGGCUCCACGUGGUCGGUACUAACUAAGGGGGAUGUGCCUGGAGCGCGAGCUGAGAAAUUAAGUUGUGAAAUCUGUAAUGCAGAAGAAGCAAAAUAUCGAUGCCCUCGUUGUAUGAAAUACUCGUGCAGUUUGGCUUGCGUGAAAGGACAUAAAACUGCAUACAGUUGUAAUGGAGUCAGAGAAAAGACAGCAUUUGUUUCCAUAAAUGAGUUUAAUGACUUAAAUCUUCUAAGUGAUUACCGGUUUCUGGAAGAUGUGGGAAGAAUGGCUGAUGGUGCUGCUCGAGAUGGUACUUCACAUAAACCAAAAAGCAAUAAAUUUAUAAACUUUUUGAAAAACCGAGCUCGGAGGUACAACAUCUGCUUGCAAACUUUACCAAUUGGAUUCACAAAGAGGCGAGAGAAUUCUACAUUCUUUAGCAAUAAGGAACAAAAGUUCUACUGGCACUUGAAGCUAAUAUUUUCUCACAGUCAUGCUAAAUUCACAGAAAAAAGGGUACCAGAUGACAAACUGUUGUGCAACAUCCUUAAGUCCUACGUUGAUCCUCAAGAAUCUGAUCCUGUUGUUCAUCAAAGAUUAAAAAUCUACACAAUGUCUCCUCAGUCAGAAAUACAAAUUCUAAUGAAAGUAGAAAACAGACCGCAAAAUUCCAUCAGAUGCAGAAGCUGGAGAUGCUGAAGAAGAGCCAGCACUGCAGAAGAAGACUUCUAAGAAUUUCUGCCAUUCAUUGUAGAACUUGCAUGGAUUAUAGGCUCAGUCGCUGCAAUGAAAUGUGGACAGCCCUCAAUAUGAAUUUUUCUUUUAAUACCUUUUUAAGUAUCCACAUUGUGUUGAGCUUUAUUCAGGCAUAACACCUUAGUUUAUAAUUGUGGUUUAGAAAACGUGUGGUCUGUGAGGUUUAAGUCUUAAGAGGCUUUCUACUCCUUUUCCCUCAACACUGUUCAGUGCAAAAGUAAACUUUUGGUAAAAUGAAACUCUUUAGAUACAUCAUUCUUUUGUGAUCUUAACAAAGCUUUGCAUACCUAAAAGUGGAAAUAGGUUUAAGAAUCCUUACUAUAGAGAGGCUGCUCUUAUUUCUCAUGUUGUGUCAAUUUCCUUUGGGUAUUUACUUUCUGGGGGUAGCUUUCUCUCAUUUCCUGAGCAAAGUAACUCCUUUUUACAUGAAACACAUUUUGGAAUAAGCAGGAGCAGUAUAUUAGCAAGGGUCACUUGUGUCAUUGUGACAAAAACUUGGUCAGCUUUUAGUGAGGUAGCAAGUAGAACAGUACUGGCUCCUCUCCAGUUCUAGUUGCAUAUUUAGAAGGUAUGUAUAUGUGACUAAUGGGGGUAUGUAUUUGAACUCUCACUCCAUGAAAAGCAAAAGGGCGCAGAUAGGCAACAUCCACAUUUGCAUCUGAUUUGCACCUGAGGUUUCUGAUCCAGUAGAUGAUCUGUGAAUGGCAACCUCCUUCUGUGCAUGGGGAAGGGCCGCAGCUUAGCAGUAUGCAAAGCAUCUGCUUGGCAUGCAGGACGUCCCAGCUUCAAUCCCCAGCAUCUCCAGGUAGGGCUGGGAGAGAUCUCUAUCUGAAACCUGGAGAGCUGCUGCCAGUCAGUAUAGACAGUACUGAACAAGAUGGACCAAGGGUGUGACUCAGGCCAGCUGUCUCUGCUUUUAUACCCUGGAUUGUUGGUUUGCUUGUUUCUUUUUCUACUGGAUACAGCUUAUCUCUUUUCUGUACCCAUUUAAUAUACAAGGGCUAGGUAAAUCCACCAACAAUGGUGGGAACCAGCCUCUGCCUUCUUGCCAUGGGAGUUACUCCUCCUCAUAAGAAUGGAAAUACAGCACAUGCUCUGCACGUAAAUAGUCUUGGUUUCUUUAGGUGGGGCAUUUCUAGUUAAGGCUGGAAACUGAUCUGAAGUGCUUGAGAGCCACUGCUGGUCAGUGUAGAGACAGUUCUGAGCUACAGGGACCAAUGCUCUGAAUAGGUAGAAGGCCAUUUCCUAGGACCGAAUGAGCCUCUAGCAGAAGUUAACAAGAAAAUUGUGUAAUAUCUUGAAUAUUUAACAUGCAAAACUGAAUGUUUAUAGUCUCUUAACUACUUGUUCUUUUGGAAACCUUAUUGAGAAAACUGUGGAAAAUUAAUAGCAAUACUGAAUAACUUACUUGUUUUGAAGAAGUAUAUUAUUUUAUCACUAGAAAUGAAACAAUAGAUCAAAAAUGUUUGCUAAUUUAUUACUAGUAGUAUUGAAACAAUGGAUUAGGGGGCAGUUAUCUACUAAAAGUUAUUAAAUGCAAUAGGGCCGAUGGCAUUUUGAGCUGAAAAGGGAAUGAAGGUAUAGCUGGGAACAGGAUUGUUUGGAUUAUUUCUUUCACUGAUGGGAAUCUUACACUUUGCUGUCAAAAAGAACCCCCAAAACUAUUUCCAUUUCACCUUGCCAAAAGGGAAUCCCUCUGUUUAUCUCUUGCUGACAGUAAUGAACUAGAACUGUUCCUCUGACCUUGUUAGGAGAGAUUUGACCUUCCUUCCUUCCUUGGCAGAAAAGAGGGAACAUGUUUGUUUUUCAAGGGUUAGUGACUUUUUGGCAAAUAGACAGAAAAUAUGACCUUUGUAAGAAUGUAAAGACCUCUAAUGGGAAUGUCAAAAAGACAGAGUUUAAAAUAUUUGUUUUAUAACUCAGUAUAUGUUAAUUGGAAAAAUAACAUCAACUUUCUCUUGUUCAUGCAAGAAAACAUGCCAGAUAAAAUGAAUACAUCAUUUUUAGUAGAGUUUCAUUCUCUCCACAGUAGAUUAAAGAGCCUGUGUUUUUAUUCCAAAUGCCUAGAACCACAAAUGACUGCAUGGUUAUGCAAUGCCUCCUGCAUCAGCUAUUUAUUCCCACCAUGUUUUGUCAUAAGUAUAGUUUGGCAAGAAGAGCAGACUACUUAGAUUCUCUUGUGCCGAGGGAUGCUUGUUUUUUUAAAAAAGCAUUUAUAUCUACGUACUGGAUCUUAGUUUGGGGGGGCUAGAUAGGACACAGUGAAGGGUGAAGUGGAGCUUAUGUGGCAUUUGCAGAUAUGAAAUUCCUGGCCUGGAUCUAAGGCUCAUGGAAGGCUCAUUGUUGGUCUGAAUUGGCCAGCUACAAAUACCAACAAGGGUUAUGACGUCAGCCAGUGUUCAGGUAGAAUUCCAUAUAAUUGUACCAUCAGCAUCCUGUGCUGCCCCUGAAGCUAUUCAGUAAGCUUCACAUACUCCUAAAAAACAGACAAUCUUGAUUCUAUAGUAUCAUUGACCACAGUAGACUACUCAGUCUACCAGAGUGAUUGAGAAAUUGAUAUAGCUUUCACAUUUGAGGUGUGCU
Messenger RNA from Rhineura floridana, 3363 nucleotides. RefSeq names its product zinc finger HIT-type containing 6 (gene ZNHIT6). Gene Ontology annotation, biological process: maturation of LSU-rRNA from tricistronic rRNA transcript (SSU-rRNA, 5.8S rRNA, LSU-rRNA); snoRNA localization; box C/D snoRNP assembly. The coding region runs from base 16 to 723 and encodes 235 amino acids. NCBI's taxonomy places the organism in Eukaryota, Metazoa, Chordata, Lepidosauria, Squamata, Rhineuridae. The transcript has 9 exons. The record is from RefSeq and is a predicted model, not a curated record. Gene Ontology annotation, cellular component: nucleus; pre-snoRNP complex.